Molecule: messenger RNA, 1706 nt
Organism: Camellia sinensis
Lineage: Eukaryota; Viridiplantae; Streptophyta; Magnoliopsida; Ericales; Theaceae
Source: RefSeq, a predicted model, not a curated record
CAACAUAAAAACUCCCCCAACUUCUCUCCUCUGCUUAUGCCUACCUGUCUUCUCUCUCUAUUUUCUCUCUCUAAAAAAAAAGAACAAGGAACAAGACAAAGCCACUACUUUGAUACCCUCGUCAGAUCAUUUCACAUUUCAGCACAAACCAGACCCGAAAAUGCCGCAGCAGAGAAGCCAAAGCAGAAGAAGAAGAACAAUCACACACCACACCUCCUAAUAGCUUGCACACUCCACACACACACAUACACAUAUAUAUAAAUGAGGUGUAAGAAACACCUUACCGAUCUCAGUAGCAGCGUCGGUGUCUGCGGUUCUUGUCUCCGGGAACGACUCUUUGCCCUAAUCGCAGCUCAAGCACAAGUCCAAUCUCAAAUUCGAGCUCAACAAUUCCAUCUCGAACAAGAAGAUCGCCGGAAAACUGAUCCUCUUCCACCGCCUCUCGUUUUCCCUCGCUCUGCAUCGCCGUACGUCUGUCGCCGUGAAUCUAGAAUCUCCGGCCACCACCACCACUCGCUGUCCGAUCAGUUGUUCUACAGUACUCCGCAAAUUGGCCCCACUGGUACUAUAAACUCGAGCAAGAAGAAGAAGACUAGGUUCUCUCUCUUCGCGAGAUUGUUCAGAUCCAAAUCGAAGAAGACGGACUCGGAUCCUUGCGUUUCAGAUUCCAAUCGGAAUUCGUGUACGGCGUCAUCGUCGUCGCCGUCGUGGUUCUCCACUAUGCUCGCCGGAAACCAGAAAAAGCAACCGCGGUUGUUCUCUCUCGACGAAUCGAACUCCGGAUUUGGCCGGAGAACCGCAAGGUACAGAGAUCGGGGAAUGUCGCCGGCGAGAGUUUCGGACUACGCCGGCGACGAAGAAGAAUGCUACGACGGAUCGAGCGGUUACUCGUCGGAGUCAUCGCAGGGGUGGAGGCAGACGCCCCGGAGGGCGGCGAUACCGGUACGGCGAGGCGGCGGAGGUGGUUCUCGGCCGAGUCACUCCCGGAACAUGUCCGGAUUGGCAUUCUGUUUGAGUCCGUUGGUGCGUGCGAGUCCGAAUCGGCAGUGGAACCAGAAGGGAAUGCCGCCAGAGAAUGCGUUUUCCGGCGAGAUUAGGGCUCCGGUGAAGCCUCACCUGUCGACGGCGGCGUCGUUCUGCGCGAACAGAUCGAGAAAGCUAGCCGACUUCGGAAGAUUCAAUCACAACCGCUGAUAGCGACUACGGUUGACCACGACCACCGCGACGGUGAUGAUGCUGAUGGAUGACAUACGACUUAAAAGUACGGUUUUGCCCUUGUUGUUUUGCCAUUUUUUUUCACUUCCAAGUCCUCUGUAUACUUCGGUCUUAAAAGUUAAAAUACGUGAGGUUAAAACCAAAUCCAAAUAUUUCUGAUUUUUGUUUUUUUUGUAUUUGUAAGAUUAAAAUUUCUGAUUUUUUUUUGUAUUUGUAAAAUUGUUAAUCUGAUGUUGAUUUGAGAUUGAAAUUACGUAAAGACCCUCGUGGUAAAUGCUCCCCAUGUGCAGUACGGCUAUAAGAUAGGUGGGGGCAUUGGGUUGAAAUCUUGAUAAAGGGUUGAGGUGGGGCCACGUGUAAACUUGAUGGCUGUGAGAUUAGGAGAGGCAGUUGGGUGUUAAUUGAUGUGAAGCAAUCUCGUCCGUCAGUUGUGUUGAACAUUUAUUGUUGGGAACAUGUUAGGUAAAUGAUAUUUUGACUGUUUCACCAUU